Lingula anatina is the source of this 951-nucleotide messenger RNA. RefSeq names its product solute carrier family 22 member 15-like. Gene Ontology annotation, cellular component: membrane. NCBI's taxonomy places the organism in Eukaryota, Metazoa, Brachiopoda, Lingulata, Lingulida, Lingulidae. Gene Ontology annotation, molecular function: transmembrane transporter activity. Gene Ontology annotation, biological process: transmembrane transport. The record is from RefSeq and is a predicted model, not a curated record.
AUGGCGUACAUUUUUGCUGAGCACUACUUUACCAGGACUCCCAAUUCUUAUCGCUUGUUUCUUCCGGAGAGUCCAAGGUGGCUGCUGUCGCAGGGUCGAUAUGACGAGGUCGUCGCUAUUGCCAAAAGAAUAGCGAAAUGCAACAAAAAACCUUUGCCAGAUAUGGAUGCUUUUGUGCAACAGUGUGAAGAAGAAAUGCAUUUAGCACAACGCGGCAAACGGUUCGGAUUUUGGGAUCUCUUCCGGACCCCUGCCCUUACCAAAGUUACAGCUAUGAUCAUGUUUAUUUGGUUUACAUGCAGUCUUCUAAGCUACAGUUUAGUAUUUAAUAUAAAGAAUUUGCCAGGCAACAAAUAUGUUCACCUUGCCAUCAACGCCAGUCUUGCGUACUUCGAUGCGAUUCUCAUACCCAUAUUAACAAGAUGGAUUGGUCGAAGUAGAAUAGCGAAUGUCUGUCUGCUUGCAGCGGCAGUUUUACUGAUUCCGCUCAUUGUCCUAGUGGCUAUUGGGAGAUACACCGAGUUGUGGGUGGUAGUCUCAGUGCUAUCUAACAUAGCAGCAACCAGUGUACUAAUGGGUUGGCAAGCCAUGCUUAUUCUGACCUCGGAAAGCUACCCGACGCCCAUAAGGAAUCAAGGACUAGGUUUUGCCUCCAUGUCGGCUAGAAUAGGCGGUAUCAUUGCUCCUCAAAUGGUUUAUGUGACGAAGUUCUGGGAGGGGUCACCUUACGUCAUCAGCGGCUGUUUCGCUUUGGCAGCAGGCUUGGUUACAUGCUUCUUGCCUGAAACAAGACAUAAAGCGCUAGAAGAUAGUCUGCCACCGAGAUCUUGGUGCUUCUGUUUGUCCAAAAGGAAAAAGAAGUCUUUCGACCAGGCUGAGAACACUGACGUUCCUUUACAAGAACAUAUGCUGCAAAAUGACGCAGGGCAACGUUUUACGGAAAAAAUAUAA